Molecule: messenger RNA, 2162 nt
Organism: Acromyrmex echinatior (Panamanian leafcutter ant)
Lineage: Eukaryota; Metazoa; Arthropoda; Insecta; Hymenoptera; Formicidae
Biological process (GO): cellular response to hormone stimulus; G protein-coupled receptor signaling pathway
Cellular component (GO): plasma membrane
Molecular function (GO): peptide binding; G protein-coupled receptor activity
Source: RefSeq, a predicted model, not a curated record
UAACGCGUGUGCCGGCUCGCAGAAAAAAAGGGUAGUUUACUUACAUCUUCGGCAGGCUCCUACCCUCGUGGCUUUACUCAUUCCCGCCAAAAAAGAAACUUGUGGCAAAAUUGUGACAAACGUCGGCCGUGUAAUACCUCCGCUUUUCUUCUUCGCUCACUCUCUCCGUUUCUCGCAUCACUGUGAAAUCCGAACGAGACACUCGGGAAUGAAACGACAGCCGAUUAAUGCCCCGGGAUUUAAGACCAGGUGGAAGAUCAAGGGCUAACACUCGUACAGACAACGUAAUCCUCGAGUUUAACGAGACGUAUAUCGAUGAUCGGGAUACGUGAUAUCCGGCAUAGGGACACAUCCUUAAGAGCGAUAGCGAAUGAAAAAGAUGACGCAUCCCUCGCGCAGAAGGACGACAGAUCGAAGAAGAGCGCUUUGCACGUCAUCGAGUUGCCGUCGGCGGGCCAAUUAGGUGCGAAAGUGCUCGGUUGAGAGUAAAAGCGGGUCCAAAGAAAGGAAGUCACUACCGAGGGUCGAAAGUGUCGGAAAAAUCGUCAGGCAAGAAGAAGACGGAAAAAUCGUGGGAAAUGGCCGCUGGUUCAGCGGUAGCAAUGAUAGGAGCUAAUCUAAGAUUCGGCAUCGGCGCUUCCGGGAAUGUCACGUCCAAUGCCACCAAGGUGUUCCAGUGUCACCCUGGUGGUGUGACCGAAGCCACUGUGAUAUUUAGCCUCGGUGCAUUGGGGAUGGGGGCAAAUAUUAUCCUCAUGACGUUGAUACUGGCGAAGCGACAGUUGCGCAGGUGGUCCCAGGGACUGUUAUUUCACCAAGCCAUGGUAGAUUGUGCGAGAGCCGCUAUACUAUUGCCCUUAGGCUCCAGUAUAUUGAAUUGUCAGCCCGUUAACAAGUGUUCCCUGGUAGAGACCGCCUUUCUGUUGCUAGUGACCGUUUCCACAGUAAAUAUGCUAACGACCGUACUAAAUGACAGCCCGGUAUUCCCAGAGGGCGACGAGGAAGCAGAUCUGACCGCUCCCUUGCUGAUGGAUUCACCCCAAUGCGUACUUUUUGGUACUUUCAUGAUCUGGUUCGCCAGCAUAACUAUCAAUCUGGGACCCACGUUUCUUAGUGGGGCCUUAGCGGCGAACACGGAAAGCAGUCAUAACGCGCCCAGCUGUCCAUUGGUACAUGGACCUUUUCGCCACUACAUACUCAAUGCUCUUUGGAUUGUCAUCAACAUCAUUUGCAUAGCGCUAACGCUCUUUCACUUACGAAAGUUGCACAGAGAUUUAACGAAAGCUAAUGUCGAAGCGGUACGAGUAGCUGGUCUUGUUACAACACUCGUUAAUGUGACAGGAGGACAUCAUGGUGCAACAAAUGCGCUUGCAACUGAAGACGGUGACACAAGGAACGGUACGACAUCAAAAAGAACAGGUGCCAUCGAAGAGCACCGGAAAAUGAGGAAUUACCUCAGGCGAAUAGAAUACGAGGGUGUACAAAGAGUAAAAAUGUUCCUGGUCAUAACAGCAGCAUACGUCUUGUUCUGGGGACCAUUAUUUUUUGUUACCCUGGUGCAUCAUCCUGCCAUAGGAAAUCCUAUUGGUUAUGAGGUGACCCUGCACAUCGCAUAUGUGCACGCCUUCGUAAACCCGGCUCUAUUCCUUCUCCUGCACAGAGGGCUGCGACAAGGGAUGUCGGACGUGUGUUGCGGCUGCUGCGAAAGCAUAGCCCGAUGGAUCCUUGGAUCCACCGCGACUGGUUCGAUGCAGAACGUUCAACUAUCUCUAUAUGAACCGCCGAUGAAUCUCCCCUCGCCGCCGGAUCCACCCAUGGCAGCUUCGGCUGCAUCGUUGAGAUGUAAUCUUACUGACGUGGCUCUCCUACAACCACCUCUGCCACCGACUGCCAAGCACUUACUGAUGGACAACUCCGUGAUAUCACCAGAUCCUUGGAGUUUGAUUUCAAGACCGAAAAGCACUUCUAGCCUGUAUGAAGAGGAACUAUCUAGAAGACCGAGCUUCCUGCUACCACCACCGGCGGAACUGAACGAUCUGCAAAUGAGUGCGACGAGUAGUGAUUCACCCAGCGAAUAAAUGGACCUUAGUCAACAUCGAACCAAAAAAUCAUAACGUUAAUCGAUUACAAUGUAAAAAUAAUUGCAAAAAUGAUGAAAAACA